AACAUAAAAAUCAGAAGAAACAUAGCCCUGUGAUAUAAAUGAACCUACACAAUGACAUAAAGAAGCUAAACGCUGCUGCAAAUGAAAUUUCUGCCCUUGCAUGAAUGAAUCAAUGUCAAUAAUCCAGAUAAUUACCAUCAUUCAAUUACGUUUUGCUGAUAAUGCAGUGUCUGUACUUACUAAUUAAAUGUUUGCAUUGUGGUGGUACUAUUAAUAUUCUUCACUGAGUAAAUACUAGCUGCAGACUAAUCCUCUUAACAGAGCAUUCUCUAAAACAACACAAUGAAUUUUCUCCAUAAGCACAUGAAGGUGGGAUAUUUAGCUCAUCAUAUAUCGUCUCAACAUAAUCAGAUUUUAUUAAUUUGCCCAGUAUUUUAUUGAUUAAUGCACUGAUUUUUAUUUAAUCCUCUAAACAAAUAAAUUGGAAUUAGCUCCAAAGUCUGAAGUGUCUGCUGGAAAUCUCACUGUAAAGCUCUUUAAGGAAGCUUCACACUGACAGCUGACUUGUCCAAUGGUUGUCUGGAUCUGCUGGUUACCCAAUAGCAGCUCGGUGUGAGUUGCUGCUCUUCUCCCAUUGGUGAGAAGUGUCGGUCUGCCCCCUCGCUGCCGCUGAUGCCUUUCCUCUGGUCAAGGUUGCACUUGCAGUUCUACCAGUAGGACGCGACUGGAGCUCCUGAUCCUCAACUUCUCCCGCUUGUGUUUGCGCACCACUGAGGGAUCUCCCACUCCGGCAGAAGCAGCCAUGGAUGAGAUGGAGGAAGAGUUAAAAUGCCCCGUUUGCGGCUCCUUUUACCGGGAGCCCAUCAUCCUGCCGUGCUCCCACAACAUUUGCCUGGCUUGUGCCCGGAAUAUUCUUGUGCAGACCCCCGACGCCGAGUCUCCACAGAGCAGCCGAGCUUCGGGGUCCGGCGUCUCAGAUUAUGAUUAUCUGGAUUUGGAUAAAAUGAGUUUGUACAGCGAGGCGGACAGUGGCUAUGGCUCGUACGGGGGCUUUGUCAGCACCCCUACCACCCCUUGUCAGAAAUCACCAAACGGAGUUCGGGUUUUCCCCCCGACGGUCCCUCAGCCUCCACCGCAGCAGCACCACCACCUUCUACCGCAGCCGGGCUCCCUGCCUCCGAUCCCCCGCAACUCUUGCAUCACCUGUCCGCAGUGCCACCGCAGCCUCAUCCUGGACGACAGGGGACUCCGCGGGUUCCCCAAGAACCGGGUGCUGGAGGGGGUCGUGGACAGGUACCAGCAGAGCAAAGCGGCCGCGCUCAAGUGCCAGCUCUGCGAGAAGAGCCCGAAGGAGGCCACGGUGAUGUGCGAGCAGUGCGACGUCUUCUACUGCGACCCGUGCCGCCUGCGCUGCCACCCUCCGCGCGGUCCCCUCGCCAAGCAUCGACUGGUGCCGCCGGCGCAGGGACGGAUAAGCCGCCGCGCCAGUCCCCGCAAAAUCUCCACUUGCACGGAGCACGAACUGGAGAACCUGAGCAUGUACUGUGUACAGUGUAAGAUGCCCGUGUGCUAUCAGUGUUUGGAAGAGGGGAAACACGGCACGCACGAAGUCAAAGCUCUGGGCGCAAUGUGGAAACUGCACAAGGGCCAGCUCUCGCAGGCUCUCAACGGCCUGUCGGACCGAGCCACCGAGGCCAAGGAGUUCCUGGUGCAGCUGAGGAACAUGGUGCAGCACAUCCAGGAGAACGGAGUGGAGUUUGAGGCCUGCCUGGUGGCGCAGUGCGACGCCCUCAUCGACGCCUUGAACCGACGCAAGGCCCAGCUGCUGUCUCGAGUUAACAAAGAACACGAGCACAAGCUGAAGGUGGUGCGUGAUCAGAUCUCCCACUGUACGGUGAAGCUGCGUCAGACCACGGGGCUGAUGGAGUACUGCCUGGAGGUCAUCAAGGAGAACGACCCCAGCGGUUUCCUGCAGAUCUCCGACGCUCUGAUCCGGAGGGUCCACAUGACGGAGAGCCAGUGGGGGAAGGGAACUCUCACCCCGAGGAUGACCAGUGACUUUGACCUCACUUUGGACAGCGGGCCGCUCCUGCAGACCAUCCACCAGCUGGACUUUGUACAGAUGAAAGUCCCAGCUGCUCCCAUGCUCCAGCUGGAGGAAUGCUGCACUCAGAACAACAGCGCCACGUUGUCAUGGAAACAGCCGCCGCUCUCCACCAUCGCCGUGGACGGAUACAUCCUGGAGCUGGACGAUGGAAACGGGGGGCCGUUCAGGGAAGUGUACGUGGGGACGGAGACCAUCUGCACGGUGGACGGGCUCCACUUCAACAGCACGUACAAGUCCAGGGUGAAGGCCUUCAACGCCAGCGGAGUGGGCCAGUACAGCAAGACGCUGAUCAUGCAGACGUCUGAGACUGGACUCCCUCCAUGCGAUAUUCAGUCUAUAGGCACAGUUGCUUGGUUCACCUUUGACCCGGCCUCCGCUCACCCCGACAUCGUCUUCUCCAACGACAACCUGACGGUGUCGUGCAACAGCUACGACGACCGGGUGGUCAUGGGGAACACCGCCUUCUCCCGGGGCGUCCAUUACUGGGAGAUAACGGUGGAUCGCUACGACAACCACCCCGACCCGGCCUUCGGCAUCGCCCGCGGCGACGUCCUGAAGGACGUGAUGCUGGGGAAGGACGACAAGGCCUGGGCUAUGUACGUGGACAACAACCGCUCCUGGUUCAUGCACAACAACUCCCACACCAACAGGACGGAAGGUGGCAUCACUAAAGGAUCUACAAUAGGAGUCCUGCUGGACUUCAGCCGUCGUAUCCUCAUCUUCCUCAUCAACGACGAACAGCAGGGUCCGGUGGCGUUCGAAGGCUUGGAGGGCGCCUAUUACCCCGCUAUCAGCCUCAACCGAAACGUCCAGGUCACACUGCACACCGGCCUACCCAUCCCCGACUUCUACACCCCCGGGGAGGCAGAUCCAACCGGCUCCGUGUGCUAAAGACUCGCCAACGCUCAGUUUGGAUAAAACCUUGCGGCAAACAGUAACUCUGAUCUCACCCUCACUCUCUCCUCUCAAUCGCCUCCUCCUGACCGACUGACCCCCCCGAUCCUCGGUUAGAGGCCCUUAUCCAGCGCUGAGCCAUGCCUUUAUCAUGCCUAAACCUUGGACGCAUGGACCAUCGUCAGGACACUGUCAACACAGACAGUGCUUUGCCAUCUCUGCCCUGUAGUACAGUUAGUCAGAAAUCCUCUGCUCGUGGACUUCAUGGAAGCAGUAAUCAUCUGCUUUCUCAAUACUCAUCUCAUCUCAUCGCUCAACUCUCUAAUGCUGCCUUCAAACCAACUCGUGAGCUUUUGUGGUUACAACAUGGGAAGUUGUGUACACAAAAUGUUUGACGUUGAAGCGGUAGCGUUGGCAGUACACCGUGAAAGUUGUGGAAGCGAAACGACUUGGUAACCCAGUUGUAGGAAAUGCAAACAGAUGAUGAAAGGAUGAGGCUUUCGCACACCUGAAAUGAGAUUGUGUACUCGUACAAAUCCAUUUAAAAGCAGCAUGUGUGCAGGUUUUUAAACUAAAAGCAGCACUUAGCUUAACUGAGCAUAACAACCAGAAACGAGGCUAAAAGGGUUGAAUAAUCCAACGCUGCCUUUAAAUUAGCCCAAGGUUAUGACAUGAGAAGUCAUGUACACAACAUAUUUGCCAAUGAAAUGUAGUAACAUGUCCCGUAAGGCACGACAACACUGCUGCUAGGCUACCUUUAACAUCUGGAAGAUGAAGUUAGCAAGCUAACAGCUGGGAAACUAAUAAGUAAAGUUAAUGUAGGAAAGGAUAAGGCCACUAUGUUUAGUGACACUCUGAUUAGACAAAAUCCAAAAUUAAAAGAUUCUUCACAAAUAAAUAACAAUAUAUUAACUCACCAUCCACCUGUUAAUACCAAAAGAGGCUGCGGCUUUUCAUGAACAUGGUGAACACGAACCAAUUUGAAGGCAGCAUACUCUAAGUAUGAAGGCUAGCUAGUUAGCAUAACUGAGCUUAAAGAGUGGAAACAAGGGGGCGAAAGCUAACAUGUCCAAUGUUGCCUCUAAAUUAACUCGUGGUUACAACAUGAGAAGUCAUGUACACAAAAUGUUUGGUGGUAAAGCGUAGCAGCUGUUAGCAUCUGGAAGCCACAGAGGCUAACUGUUACAGCUACGUUAAUGAAGAAAAAGCCAAAGCGUAAUGAAGGAAUGAGGCUUUGGGUCUGAUUUAAAGGCAGCAUAGUGUAUGUGCUAAGUGCGAAGGCUUAAAACCAGCGGUUAGUUAGCUUAACUUAGCAUAAAGAGCGGAAACAUGGGCAGAAGCACGCUAGCACCUUCAAGUUCGACCUCUAAACUAUAAACUAUGAACGCUGUGGUUUAAUGAGCACAACAACACUGUGUUGUUUACAUUUAGACUUUUGUACAGAUUAGUCAUGACGUAACAUAUGCAGCUUUCAGAGGCACCAGGCUAGCCGCUUCUCCCAGUUUCACAUGUUUAUGCUAAGCUAAGGUAACCUAACCGGCUGCUACCGGUUUUAUAAUGAGUGUCCCGAAUCUUAUUCAAAUUCCAAACGUCUCCAUUCAUUUAAAACACCAGGGGGAGGGAAGAGAGGUCGUCUCGUCCGUUUAUGUUAAACUGUGUGAGGGUGAGCAGCAGCUGAGCCUGAUCGGUAUCAUAUCCUGCUCUGUAUAAAUGAGAAGCUUUUUUUUUAGUGGCUUAGCUCGUGUGAACCUUCUGUAUUGUUUGUAAAAACAACAAAAAAAAAUAAUAAAAUUCAGCGUCGACGUGUAAAAAGUUGCUGGAAGCGAGGCCUUCGUGAAGCCUUUCUCUGCAGUGCAGCUUUCGAAACGGGAGGAUUUUUUGGUUUAAUGUAUCAUAAAGAGUGAGUUAAAAUGGGUUCGAGGCGACGACGAUGAAGAUGUUUGAAUAAGGUGCUACAGCAGCUCGCUUAGUUCUGGCUUUUUCUUUCUUUUUUUACUGUAGGUGACUGGAUACUGGUAGUUUUGUAAAAUUGUUAUUGAAAUGGAUCUAUUGCAAAGAGUUGUAUAGCUAAAUAAGUUAUUGAUGUUCAGAGUUUUUCAACGAGAAUUCAUCAUUGUUUCUUUAGUGGAUGUAUAGUAAUUACAGUAAAGAAAGAAAACGCUUUUAAAAAAAAAUCUCGAGCUGCGGAGGCUUGUUUUAGUUUUAUUUCCUAUAAAAGCAAACAGGAGAGGUGACGAGACACGGGGAUGUUUUUAUUUUUGUUUGUUUGUUUGUUUUUGGCGGCAGCACAUUUGGACAACAGCUUCUUCAUGCUAACAUUAGCAACAUAGCACAAAGACAAGCUAACAUGUUUAUCAGGAACUUUAUUUUUUGUUUAAUAGAAUAAAUUAGUUUUAGCUCCAGUGUCAGCAUGCUAACAUUCGCUAAUUAGCACAAAACAAAAAGCUGAGGGCGACAAUUAGCUUGAUCCUAGGCCCGUGACACACCAGACCUGAGCAUCUGUGACCCUAGUUAUGGCAUCCUGCACCGCAGGCAGCGGUCAGACCCUUAAGGCAAAUGCGUAGAUUCAAUCUGCUUUCUUUAUGUGGGCAAACCAGUUCAUCACGAGCAGAAAACAAAACAACAAAGUUUAAAGGACUUUAUCUCCUCUGAACAUUCAAGCCGGUUCAGGAGGAGUCACGACAGUUUGUAGCUCCUCCUAGCUCUGUAGCCUAGCAGCUAAUAGUAGCUCUCACACUACAAAACGACAAAAGCUACAACUCAGUCGGUGUUGGGCGAUUUUUUUAGGGUGUGACUCAAGCGCCCGUGACGCCUUAUUGACGGGCCGGGUCUGGAAUAAGCAUCGACUGUAAAUAUACAACGUUAAAGUUAAAGCCGACUUCAUGCAACAAGUAGCAACAAGUCUAAGACGUCAGCUUGUAGCUUCACAUGGAAAGACUUGAUUGAAGAUGUGUUAGUGUGCACACGCCGAUAUAGUUUUCCUUUUUUGAUUGACAGGUGCAGACCACUGCCACCUGCUGCUAUUAAGAGUUAUGUGUUUUAGCUCACGUGUCAAUGACGCAGUCAGCAAAUGAUUUCUGGUAGAUCUUUGAGGUCGGUUUGGUGCGUCCGUAGCUUUAGCUCCAUCAGCUACAUCACAAACUCUAAAAUUACCAUAAACGUUAUAACCAACAUGUCUCUACAACAAAAAACUAAAACAACCAUUAAAGUAGGAUUCACCAUUAUUGGUUUAUACAUAUUUUCAUUGCCGUCUACCAAAGAGGUCGACCACCUGACACUGCCGUCCACGCUCUAAAAGAAAGAAUUAAUAAUGUUUCCACGCAGCCAUACUUUAACAUGUUUAACGGUUUACGUGAAGGAGCUGCUGCCCAAUCGAAGCUGCCUUUUAAAGUUUCCCCCGUGAAUCGGAGCCCGGAGACAUUCAACAUGUCGAGCAUACACAUAAGGUGCUAUCCUGUGUUUGAGCUUCAUGGGUGUGCCUUUACCUCCCCCUUUUUUUCUUCAAUAUACCUAAAAAUAUUUAUGAAACUUUGCUACAAACUAGAGUCAUUGCUUCAGCAGAGUCAACUGUAACAUCUGUGAUGCCCGACUUCACCUGCUGCUACAUAUUUUUCUAUCGUGAAAGGGCAGAAAUCAGCAAGAGUCACGUCUUGUAUGGAUUAAAAAACCACCACGGUAUUAAAGGAGGUCUAUUAUAUCCUUUUUUUUUUUCUCUCUCUCUCCCAUAGAUUGUAAAAUCAUAACGAAAAAGGCUGCACACGGUGAACUUGACCAUUUCUCCUAUGACAUGUGCAUGCGAAGUGAACCGAGCUGCUGCAGCGAGUUGCACGGCUGAACCCGAACUUUGAUCGCUGCAACGUUUAACUGGCUGUUUUUCGAGGUUGAGCCUUUUGUUCGGCUGUAAUUACGAAUCUGAAAAAAACAAAAAAGAAAAAAAAAAAACAGCCCAUUCAUUCAGCGGUGGGUCGCUGAGCAGACACAGCUUUCCUUUGACUCGCACACAGACGAGUGCAGCCGUUAUCAAAACAUUAUAUAACCCCGGAAAAACAACUAAGACGUGGGUUUAAUUCAGCAGAAGAGUUCAUUAAAGGGAUUUUCUGUUCAACGUGAGAUAAACAGUCUAAAAAAUAAAAAAUAAAUAAAUAAAAGUGUGAUUGUAACAUUUAUUAUUUCCAAAUCAGCCAAAUAACGAUGUUAAAAUAAAACCAGAGGAUGAUUUACGUUGAGCCUCGUCAGACUUUACAGACUGAAAGCACACAAUCGCUGGGCGACUCCGUGUGUUAUAUCUCCUAAUGUACAUACAUAUGUUCGUGUGACUGUGUGUGAGUGUGUGUGUGUGUGUGCGUGUGUGUGUGUAACCUGCAUUAUAACCUCAUUUAACUCCAAAGUGAUUCUUUUUUCGAUCCGAGGUGGAAUGUCAUCGUUAUUAUUUACUGUGAACCUGAAAUAUCUCCAUGGAGAGUUUUUAUGAAUUUAAGAUGAACAUUGUUUAUAUUAUUAUGAUUAUUAUUAUUACGAUUAUUAUGAUUAUUUUAACGCGCUUACUAUCAUUACUAUGAUUGUUCUGAUUCUGUGUCCAUCAUGACCAUGUUACUGCUAUAAUUAUGAUGAUUUCAACUAUAAUAUGAGCCUCUGUGUUUCCUGUAUGUGUGAAUAUUCAAUAAAAUAGGUGUCGAUAA
Mugil cephalus (flathead mullet) is the source of this 7620-nucleotide messenger RNA. It is a transcript of the gene trim9, whose product is annotated as tripartite motif containing 9. The transcript has 11 exons. The record is from RefSeq and is a predicted model, not a curated record. The coding region runs from base 743 to 2938 and encodes 731 amino acids. NCBI's taxonomy places the organism in Eukaryota, Metazoa, Chordata, Actinopteri, Mugiliformes, Mugilidae. Gene Ontology annotation, molecular function: zinc ion binding; protein binding.